UAUUGUUAUUGCUUCACUACUCACAGCCCCGGGCUAAAAUCAGCAGUAAAAGCUUCGCGGCAGCUUUUCAGUGUAACUAGAGAGCCGCUAAUUGAGACUUGUAAAUGCUUCAGGUUCCUUGGAGGACAAGCCAUUAGCGAGCAAGCAGGACGAGACAUCGAACGAGAGAGAGUCAGUCACCAGCACCGGACUAUUUCUACAAAUUAACCAAAAUGAAAAAAAGCACAUCUAUAUAUGUGUAAAGCUGACAAGUACAACAACAGCCGUGGACAAAGUAUAUUAUGUUUUUUGGGACUCAACACGAUGGAAUUCUGUUAUUUACUUACGAGUGAAUAGAAAAGACGCACAAUUAUUUAGUCUGGAUCAAAACUGGAUUUAUUGUAAUUAUUGUGGCACUGCGGUCGAUUACUACGACUAAUAAGGAAAGCAACAUUAAAUACAAUAAAAGAAAAGCACUUACGGAAAUAUUUUGUACAUGUUCUCGAGAAACAGAAACAGCGGACAAUAGGACAAAAGUGGACUUUGCGCUGCUCCUUUCCAACCAGCAAAACACCCCCCGGGCUUCCUUGGAGACACCACGCAGGGGCCGUGAGCUAUUGUUGUGGAUGAGUCUGCGCCCGAUUUACUUUUCAGCACUGUUUACUAUUCUUUUAUACGGGGGAUCCGAGUGUUCAUCCUCACAAUAAUAUUGCUUUUUUCAUUCAAGUGUCCGCUACUUCAGUGAAGCGAAAUUGUGUAUUAUUUAUCGGAAACAAGGGUGCACCGAAGAUACAAAUAAGGAACCGCUGCAAAUUAAGUUUUCCUUCAUCUCCGUCUUAAAUGGUGUGCGUGAACACGAAUGGGGAAAGCGGCUCUUCUAAUUUUUUAUUGAUUUAGAUCUGCGUUUGGAGUAUUAGGUUUCUUGAGGAUUACUGGAAGUGUGUCCAUGUCUGCGUGUCUUAACUGAAGACACCUUUUUAACAGUUUAGCAACCAUCCUUUUUUGAAGAUGAAGCACAUUUGCAAGGCAAACAUCUUUCAUUUGUUUUUGUUUGUUAUCUCGAUAGUGGUGGCAGAAGAUGACACAAUUAAAGAUCAUUCUGGUUCCCAAGCUGUUGUACAGUCUGUCCUCCCAUCAAACACUACCGCAGUUGUGGGCAGCAAAGUGGAACUCUACUGUAAGAUCUACGCUUCAGCUGACACUCAUGUACAAUGGCUUAAGCAUAUAGAAGUCAAUGGCAGCCAUCAUAAGACAGAUGGGAAACCAUACAUUCAUGUACUAAAGGUGAAUGUACUAAAGUUUUCUGGCGACUUUGGAAAUUCUAAAGUUGAUGUCUUCCUUUUAUCCAAUGUUUCCCUUGAGGAUUCUGGGCAGUAUAGCUGCAGAGCUGGAAACAGCGUUGGUACGGCAUGGCUGACAGUUCUGCCAGAAGAUCAAUUUGAAGAGACAACAGAACAUCUUCUUUUGGAUCCUGGUGAUGUGCUUAAAUUAACCUGUGACACCAACCGCACUUCUGGAAUUAAUUGGUAUAAAGAGGCAAACAGAAUUUUGUCUGGCACACGGGUGCAAAUUCGACACAAUGUUCUGGAAAUCUCUGACAUGACAUAUGAGGACUCUGGUCUCUACUUGUGUGUAGUUCAGGGUACAGGAGAGAUACUUCGGAACUUUACAAUUACUGUUGUAGAUUCAUUAGCUUCAGGAGAUGAUGAUGAAGAUAGUGGAGGAGAUGGUACAACAUCUGAAGUGGAAGAUGAAAGAGUUUAUUUCACAAGAGCACCUUACUGGACUCAUACUCAGCGAAUGGAGAAGAAAUUAUAUGCUGUGCCAGCAGGAAACACAGUCAAAUUUCGUUGCCCUGCCAUGGGUAGUCCCUUACCCACUAUCCGCUGGCUGAAAAAUGGGCGUGAGUUCAGGGGAGAGCACCGCAUUGGUGGUAUCAAGUUGAGACAUCAACAUUGGAGUCUAGUCAUGGAAAGUGUGGUGCCAUCAGAUCGGGGAAACUAUACAUGUUUGGUGGAAAAUAAAUAUGGCAUUAUCAGCCACACUUAUCUUCUUGAUGUAUUGGAACGUUCUCCACAUCGUCCAAUCCUGCAAGCAGGUUUGCCAGCAAACACAACAGCAGUGAUCGGCAGUGAUGUGGAGCUGUACUGCAAAGUCUACAGUGAUGCCCAGCCGCACAUCCAGUGGCUCAAACACAUUGAAAAGAAUGGCAGCCGUUAUGGGCCAGAUGGUGUUCCUUAUGUACAAGUACUCAAGACGGCUAGUAUUAAUGUAUCAGAAAUAGAGGUCUUGUACUUGCCAAAUGUAAAAUUUGAAGAUGCUGGGGAGUAUACUUGUCUUGCUGGGAAUUCCAUUGGAAUCUCCUUUCAGUCUGCCUGGCUUACUGUUAUUCCGGAAGAAGAUCUGGUCCGUGAUGCAGACAUCAAUGAAACAAAGUAUACAGAUAUUAUCAUAUAUGCCUCUGGCUCACUUGCCAUUGUGAUGGCAAUUGUUAUUGUCGUGCUUUGUCGUAUGCAGUCCCCACCUACCAAGGAGCCCUUUGAUGUCUUGCCUGUUCAAAAAUUGUCUAAGUUCCCUCUUCGUAGACAGUACUCUCUGGAUUCAAAUUCAUCUGGAAAGUCAAGUGCCUCACUGAUGAGAGUUGCACGUCUUUCCUCCAGCUGUACACCUAUGUUACCGGGAGUCAUGGAGCUUGAACUGCCUCUUGACCCAAACUGGGAGUUUUCACGGGACAAUUUAGUACUUGGUAAGCCACUUGGUGAGGGAUGCUUUGGUCAAGUGGUCAGAGCAGAAGCCUAUGGAAUGAACAAGGAAAAUCUUGAUCACGCAUGUACUGUAGCAGUCAAAAUGCUGAAAGAUGAUGCAACAGAUAAAGAUUUAGCAGACUUGAUAUCCGAAAUGGAGCUGAUGAAAAUCAUGGACAAGCACAAAAAUAUCAUUAAUCUCCUUGGGGUUUGCACACAAGAUGGUCCUCUAUAUGUUAUUGUUGAAUAUGCCUCAAAAGGCAGUCUGCGUGAGUAUCUUCGGGCACGCCGUCCCCCUGGUAUGGAUUAUACAUUCGAUAUCACCAAAGUCCCUGAAGAACAACUCACUUUCAAAGACCUUCUGUCUUGUGCUUACCAAGUGGCUAGGGGAAUGGAGUAUCUGGCAUCCAAAAGGUGUAUUCACCGAGAUUUAGCUGCCAGAAAUGUCUUGGUAACAGAGGAUAAUGUAAUGAAGAUUGCAGAUUUUGGCCUAGCACGAGGGGUCCAUCAGAUUGAUUACUACAAAAAAACCACUAAUGGACGCUUGCCGGUGAAAUGGAUGGCACCAGAAGCUUUGUUUGACAGAGUCUACACACACCAGAGUGACGUGUGGUCUUUUGGAGUUUUGAUGUGGGAGAUUUUCACACUUGGGGGCUCUCCAUACCCAGGAAUCCCAGUUGAAGAACUAUUUAAACUCCUAAAAGAAGGACAUCGAAUGGAUAAGCCAUCAAAUUGCACACAUGAGCUGUACAUGCUGAUGACUGAAUGCUGGCAUGCAGUACCUUUACAGAGGCCAACAUUCAAACGCCUUGUGGAAGAGCUUGACCGAGUACUUGCCUCUGUUUCUGAUGAGUACCUGGACUUGUCCACACCAUUUGAGCAAUAUUCGCCCUCCUGUGAGGAUACUUCAAGCACCUGCUCUUCGGACAAUGACUCUGUAUUUACCCAUGAUACAAUGUCCACAGAUCCUUGUCUUCUUGGAUAUCACAAUGUCAGCUCUGGAAUAAGGCCUUAAUUAUAAUCUUAUUUACUGUGUGAAUGUAAAUAUGUUUUAAAUAUUUAUAUAUAAAAAUAUAUAAAAAUGUAUAAAUUUGAACAUUUCAAACAAAAAUAUUGCACAACCCUUUUCAAAGUGAAAAAUAUGGAAUGCAAAAUGGUGCGCCAUAAAAGAUGUGGAAAGCAAAACUUUCUGCCCCUACAAGCUUCAGCAAAAUAUCACAUUGUUUUUUUAUCUUCUCAAUGCAACAUUACAAAUAUGGUUGUCUUGAGUUUGGAAAGUUCUUUUGGGGCAUUGUCUCUGGAAUGUUCUUGUGAAGGAUCAGCCUGAAGAAGAUGUCCUUUAAUUAUAAAGUCACCUGGCUCUUGCCCAGUGGAGUAACAUGACUAAGAAAAUGGAAGACUUUGCCAAAAAUGGAGGUCACAUUUGGUAGCCAUUUUACUGUCUUGCUGAAAAUACCAACAGAAGGAAAAAGAAAUCAUAUUUGAUGUAAGAUGGAAGUCCUUAUGAAUUUUUAUACUUGUAUUUUACAGUAUGAUGUUUUAAAGAUCAUCUUCUCUCAGGACUCUUUUGUAAGUUGCUGUUGUGGCAGCAAAGUGCCUGAUUUUUAAACUUUUUUGUGAAUAGCAAAUAUAAAUGUUUCUUAUGUACAUAUGUUUAAAAAAGACUCAAUUGUAUCCUUUUCUAAAUUAUUUUUGAAUGAAAUUAAAUGAAGAAGGUGUUAUUAAAUUGAAGAAUCUGAAAAUAAGUGCAGAGAUUGUAAUAUGACAAAACUUAGCUUUAACUUUGCAGCAACAAAAUAAAGCUUGCAUUUAGUGUGCGUCAGCGACAUUUUGAAAGGAGAUAUUUUUCAACAGAAAUACUAUAUGCAAUGCAACAGUAUACAUUUUGACCAAAAUUCUUCUCCCAUUUAUCAUUAAUGCUGAGAAAUACAAGUAAAUAUUUUUACAUAUUUCACCAGCCUUGUCAAUUACUUAGUUCAUAUUAUGUUAGCAUGAGAAAAUAUGCAGAUAUUGCCAAAAUAUUUUGACACCAUAACUUUUCACCAUAUACAAAGCUCACAGUGUUCAGUUUUGUCAGCUUGUGAAUUUAUAAUGAAUGGGAAACAUUGCAUUUUAUUGCUAAAGUAACAGUCACAUGUUUUUCUAAAUGCAGUUCAUUUGAAUGUAACCCUAUUUCCUUUGCAAAAGUGCCAAAGUGUAUGUAUUUUUUAAUACAUUACAUGACCCAAGCAAGAAUUACCUUUUAUUUUCUUUCAGGAUCAGGUAUGAUCAACUGAUAGCAUUACCAAAACCGAUUAAAUCAAUCAGGGAGCUUUGUUAUUUUUGUGUUUAAAAUGUAAAUCUUUUGUUUUCAUGUAAUCUUUCUCCCAAUGGAGUUUGUGCUCCAGGUGAAAAUGGUGCCUACAAACAAUUGAAUGCAAAAGCUUUUCUGGGCGUGUCGUCUCAACUGGGGCUUUGCAGUACUUGUAUGCUAAUGCUCUGACCUUAAUAUGCAAUUUAAAAACACAGCUUGCCAUUAUAUUUAUCCACCUGUUUAACAUACAAAUGAUAAAGCAUUUAAUUUCUUUAGGAUAGACAUUUUUAAGCAAGCACUCAGCCCUACUUACAUAUUGCCAGUGGCCACAGUGUUAAAUCACACAGUGGGUCUUUGUUAAACCAGGAUAUUCUGUUAGAUUAUAAAAGUUGAGGUAAAACACCCUCCCAGUUUGCAAUUUUCUACCAUUCUAUCAUCAGUUGAUACAACAGUGCUUUUAGUCUGACUUGUUAGUGUAAGUUGUGUGAGUUGGGCUCACUCAUUCUGUGCCACUUUUUAUUUGUGAACCAAAUUUACUUAUUUUGUUAAAGUAUAAAAAUUCUGACAGAUACUGUAAACAAGCAUUGUUAUAGGUAUGAAGCUGUAAUUUCAUUAACUCAUGCUAUUUUGUUUUGUAAUACUGUAUGUAUUAUCAUAUUUUACUUGUUAACUGUUAGAUGGUCAGUGCCUGAUUUUUUAUUUCGUUUUUUUAUGCAUCUGUUUCAGAAUGUUUAAAGCUAAAUUUGUCCCAAAUGACAUUCCAUGUUUGAGUUUAAUGAAUAUUCUUAAUGCUCUGUUUGUGCUUUUGAGAAUAUUGUUAAAAUGAUUUCUAGAGUUAUACCUAAUUUAUUUGUUUUGAUAAAAAAAUAUAUAUAA
Molecule: messenger RNA, 5892 nt
Organism: Erpetoichthys calabaricus (reedfish)
Lineage: Eukaryota; Metazoa; Chordata; Cladistia; Polypteriformes; Polypteridae
Gene: fgfr4
Product: fibroblast growth factor receptor 4
Exons: 20
Coding region: 988-3738 (916 amino acids)
Biological process (GO): protein phosphorylation; multicellular organism development; regulation of bile acid biosynthetic process
Cellular component (GO): signaling receptor complex
Molecular function (GO): fibroblast growth factor receptor activity; fibroblast growth factor binding; ATP binding
Source: RefSeq, a predicted model, not a curated record